UUAUUUAUUUUGGGUUAGCUAUGCGAUGCCCACAGGUGGGAGUCGCGGUACGGUUUCGUUAUUUUGUCCCUGCUGUGCUUACCGUAGCCUUAAAACCCAGGAAGACAGCAGCGAGCGAGUGAGUGAGAAAAAGGAGAGAGAGAGAGAGAGAAGAGGAGAGCGAAUACUGCGGCAGAAAAAAAACAACAAAGUUCAAGCCGCCUUCCCACCCCCCCAACGAUAUUUAAUCCAGCAGUACACCCCCCCCCAAUAUAUACAAAUCGACCGAAAUUAUGGGAGGCGAAAGUUAAGAAUUAAAGCUACAGCCGCUCUUGCGCUUUCGCUGAAGCUCGGGAAGCCAGUCGCCCUGACUGGCCCUUUAAGAGGAGAAAUUUGAAAUAUACUGUAUUUUUUUUUUGGUAUUUUUUUGUAUUAUUAUUAUUAUUUAUUUUUCAGUAUUGAAGCGCUGUCAACGGAUUUAUGUGCAAGCCGCUUCAGUAUCGGGGCGUGGGCUGCCUUUACCUUAAUAAGGGUGGACAUAUCAACUGUAAUAUUGUCAGUGAUAUAUUAUUAUUAAUAUAUUUUUGAGCUGUAGCUUGUGUGCGGUGUUGAGUUAUGUUUUUAUAGACCGCCUGUGUUGUUUUGCUGGGGGGGGAGGCGAAUUCAGUUCGAACUGGAUAUAUAAAUAUAUCAAAAAAUAUCUAAUUUUUUUGGGGGGGAGAGAUUGCUCAUACAGUUAUAUAUUAAUAUAAAAUGUCGGAUAACGCUCCUGCAAGAAGCCUGGACGACAUCGAUCUAGCUGCGUUGAGGGACCCUGCUGGUAUAUUUGAGCUGGUGGAGGUGGUUGGCAAUGGAACCUACGGACAGGUGUACAAGGGCAGGCAUGUGAAGACAGGGCAGCUGGCUGCUAUCAAGGUGAUGGAUGUGACGGAGGAGGAGGAGGAGGAGAUCAAGCAGGAGAUCAACAUGCUGAAGAAGUACUCACACCACCGGAACAUCGCCACCUACUACGGAGCCUUCGUCAAGAAGAGCCCCCCCGGCCACGACGACCAGCUCUGGGUACGAGGCUGCGGGGCGCGCUCCCCAGCACUCUCACUCACUCUCACACUCUAGCACUGUCGCACUCUCUCACUCUCAAG
Acipenser ruthenus (sterlet) is the source of this 1118-nucleotide messenger RNA. Its product is annotated as misshapen-like kinase 1. Bases 733 to 1092 code for a protein of 119 amino acids. Gene Ontology annotation, biological process: protein phosphorylation. The transcript is spliced from 3 exons. The record is from RefSeq and is a predicted model, not a curated record. Gene Ontology annotation, molecular function: ATP binding; protein kinase activity. NCBI's taxonomy places the organism in Eukaryota, Metazoa, Chordata, Actinopteri, Acipenseriformes, Acipenseridae.